AUGGGGUCCACUGCGUCCAAGGCUGUCCCAUCAGUCUCUUCCGCUACAGCUCAGCUCCUCCAAGUGCAGGAGAAACAGACCUAUCUCUCUUCCCCCCCACCCUACGUCAGCGACGACGAACCAGUGUGGGCUAGCGUCCCUGUCGACGCGUUGGCGUCUUGGUCAUCCAAAAUUGACAAUGACCCAUCUUUGCAGCUAUCCCGAUUGGUUUUGAGUAACUCGGACCCCGUGCAGACCCUUAUCUCUCGCAAAGCACUUAUCAAGGACGCGAAGGUGUUCAACCUGACUCUCAAAGGUGAAUACCCUGGACCCAGAGUCAAUCAAGCGAGUAGUGGACGAUGUUGGCUCUUUGCAACGACCAAUGUGUUGCGAUACAAUGUUAUUGAGGUAUUGGGUUUGGGCGACUUUCAGCUUUCUCAAAGUUACUUGUUCUUCUAUGAUAAGCUUGAGAAGGCCAAUUACUACCUUGAGAAUGUACUUCAAUUAGUGGAUGAACCCUUGGAGGGCAGGCUCAUGAGUUACCUCAACGCAGCUCCCGUGAAUGAUGGUGGACAGUGGGACAUGGCCGUCAACAUCAUCGAGAAAUACGGUGUCAUCCCUCAGACUCUUUACCCCGAGUCUUGGUCGUCAUCCGCUUCCUCCAGACUUGACUCUCUCCUUACGUCUAAACUUCGCGAAUACGGUCUCAUCCUUCGUGCAGCUUCUCCAGGAGAAGCCAGAAAGUUGAAAUCUCGAAUGAUGUCCGAGGUGUUCACCGCUUUGUCCAUCACCCUCGGUUCUCCACCGAAACCGACGGAGAAGCUCACGUGGGAGUAUAACGACAAAGCUGGCAAAUUCCAUUCCUGGACUGGAACCCCAGUUGAGUUUUACGAUGCAUUCGCGAAAAGGAAAGGGAUGCAGCCGAAAUCGUCGUUCAGUCUCAUCAAUGACCCGAGGAACAGCUACGAAACGUUAUACACUGUGGAAAGAUUGGGAAAUGUCUGGGGAGGCAGACCUGUCCAGUAUGUCAACGCACCCAUCGAAGCUCUCGAAGAUGCAGUCAUCGCAGGUAUCAAAGCGAAUACCCCUCUUUUUUUUGGUUGUGAUGUGGGUAAAUGCUCCAACACCAAAGAAGGUGUGAUGGAUUGCGAGCUGUACAAUCUCAAGCUGGCCUACGGGUUCAACUUGGGUAUGACCAAAGCUCAGCGUCUGGAAUCUGGAGAAAGUUCGAUGACUCACGCUAUGGUGAUCACCGCCGUACAUGUGGAUGAUAACGGCCGUCCUGUAAGGUACAAGGUAGAGAAUUCAUGGUCGGAAAGUGCAGGAGAGAAAGGGUGGUUCAUGAUGACCGCUCAAUGGUUCCGCGAGUAUGUAUAUCAAGUGGUGAUCCCUCGCAGUGUUGCGGACAAGAAAUGGACAGCUGUUUUGGACGGUGGAAAGGCCGUCGUGCUCAAACCUUGGGACCCUAUGGGCUCCUUGGCGUGACUGUGAUCUACACUCGAAAUUUGCUUUCCAUACUUUGGGCCAAUCUUCACGACCGUUUAUUACUGCUACAGUUUUUGGACCUCUACCUCACGUUGUCUUAUUCGAAUUUCAAGUUGUUAAAGAAUGCAUCCUACUACUUCCGGUCUC
Tremella mesenterica DSM 1558 is the source of this 1611-nucleotide messenger RNA. RefSeq lists its product as uncharacterized. NCBI's taxonomy places the organism in Eukaryota, Fungi, Basidiomycota, Tremellomycetes, Tremellales, Tremellaceae. The record is from RefSeq and is a predicted model, not a curated record. Gene Ontology annotation, molecular function: cysteine-type aminopeptidase activity. Gene Ontology annotation, biological process: proteolysis; response to toxic substance; L-homocysteine catabolic process. The transcript is spliced from 9 exons. Gene Ontology annotation, cellular component: cytoplasm. Bases 1 to 1464 code for a protein of 487 amino acids.